GCCAUGACCAAAAGACACACAUACAUAAAGCACGUAGUUGAUAGAGUCAUAAUAUAUAAUAUUUAUAUCUAUUAAACUCUUAUUUUUUUUCUUUUUUAUUUUAUUUAAUUAAAUUGCAAAUUGGCCAAUUUUGACUCCGUCUAAACAAGAAGUAAGACGAGUCAAUAAAAGGAAGGAAUUGAAAGAGUAUGUAUGUAGAGGGCAUAUGGAGUAGAGAUUGGAGCAAGAAGGGACCUUUUUUUUUUGGAGUUUCAUUUCAAUUAUCAUACCAACCGCUAAUUUAUUUAAAUUAUAUCCUAAAACCUUAAUUAUUGCACUUGUUGGUAUAUGGAGAAAUCUAUUCAUCAUUCUUGUGGAAAAACUGGGCAAACUGUUGAGAAUUUUCCCAACACUUUCCUACGUCUACAAAAGUAGUUGUAUAAAGGAUAAGCCAGCUGUGGUUCUACUUUUAUAUCAUACCAUCUCAUAAUUAUUCUCAUCCUCUCUUUUGUAAAAAAAUAAAUUAAAUUAAAAAUAAGAAACUGGCCAAAAUGUGGAGAAUUUUCCUAACACUUUACUACGUCUAUAAGUAGUAGUACUUCCUCCGUUAACGGUUAUUUGCAACAAGUGUACCGUUUACGAAGGCCUAGGCAAAAUUUGGUAGUGGGAAAAAGUAAGAGAGAAAAGUAAAAUACAAAAUUGUCCAUGUAAUGUAAAGAUAAAAUAAAAAGUAAGUGUGAAAAAUAAGGGUAUGUUGGGUAUUUGCAGUGUGAACAUAGAUAUUUUUUGUCCUAAAAUGAAAGUGAUGCAAAUAAUAGGUAGCACCUACUUUUAGUAAAUGUUGCAGAUAACUGUUAACGGAGGAAGUAUAAAGGAUAAGCCAGUUGUGGUUCUAGCAAGUUUUAUAUCAUACCAUCUCAUCAUAAUUAUUCUCAUCCUCUCUUUUGCAAAAAAUAAAUAAAAUUUAAAAAAAAAAAAAAAAUCAUGACAGUGGAGGUGGCCGUGGGUAUGGUGUUGGGUGUUGCGCAAACUCUAUUUGCAGCAUUACAAUGCAAGGAAUUGAAAGAGUUCUGCUCUAAAUUUAAGUAUGAUUCGCAACUUGAGGCACUCCGAGGCACCGUCGAAACCAUCCAGAAAGUCCUACUUGAUGCGGAUUCCCGGCAACUCGAGCUCAACAAUCAGGGGUUGGAUUGGGUUAACAAGCUCAAGGAUGCUGUCUAUGAAGCUGAUGAUUUGUUCGACAAGUUUGCCACGGUUGCUCAACAACAUAAAAGGAUGCCUGGCAGUAAGAUUUCGAAAAAGGUACACACUUUCUUUUCUAGUGAAAAUCGGUUGCUUUUUGGCUUUAGGACAUGUAAAGAGAUUAAGGAGAUUAGAAAGAAGCUAGAUGGUGUUGCUAAAGAUCAUACUCAGUUUGGGUUUAGUGAUGUGUAUAGGCCAGUUAAGAGAAAAGAGGAAACUUGGUCUUAUGUGCGUGAAGAUAGUAUUAUUGGGAGAGAUGCUGAUAAGGAGGAGAUUAUGGGUGUGUUGUUGAGAGAAUCAGAUUCUUCGGUUGAUAGUGUUUCUUUUGUGAGUAUUGUCGGGAUAGGAGGACUAGGCAAAACUGCUCUUGCUCAACUUGUGUACAAUGAUGUUAGAAUUAAUGACGAAUUUGAUUUGAAGUUGUGGGUUUGUGUCUCUGAUGAUUUUAUCAUGCAAGAAAUCCUUUGUAAGAUGUUGAAGUCGGCCACUGCCCAAGAUCAUGGUGAUAUAGGAGCUGAAGGGGUGCAGAAUAAAGUGAGACAUUGUAUAGAAGGGAAAAAAUAUUUCCUUAUUCUAGAUGAUUUGUGGAAUGAAAGUCGUGAUGAAUGGCUCAAGUUGAGAGACUUCUUGCAAGUAGGUGCGAGAGGAAGCCGAGUUGUGGUGACUACACGCUCAAAAAGGGUGGCAGGAGCUAUAGGAGACUAUCCAAUGUUCAGAUUGAGCGGUUUGUCAGAUGAUGAUUCUUGGCAUUUGUUUAAGAGAGUAGCAUUUAACCGAGGGAGUAGAGAGAUUGAUGAUGACCUUGUGGACCUUGGUAAAAACAUCGUUAAAGAAUGUGCAAAUGUUCCCUUGGCUAUAAGGGUUGUGGGGAGCAUGUUGUAUGGUCAAGAGAAAAGCAGGUGGAAAUCUUUUCAGAGAAUUGGGUUGUCUAAAAUGGUCCAAGGUGAAGAGAGCAUAAUAAAAAUAUUGAAGUUUAGUUAUAGUUAUCUUGAGCCACAGUUAAAGAGUUGUUUUAUUUAUUGUGCACUCUUCCCCAAGGAUUACGAGAUUGAGAAAGAGUUAUUGAUCCGUCUAUGGUCUGCACAAGGGUAUCUUGAACCUAUCAAUGAUAUGCAAAACACAGAAGAUGUUGGUGAGGAGUAUUUUUCAAUUUUAUUGCAGAGAUGUUUUUUCCAAGACGUUAUACGACGUUCUGAUGGUGAAAUAUAUAGUUGUAAAAUGCAUGAUUUGAUUCAUGAUCUUGCACAAGAAAUUGCAGGAAAGGAGUCGUACUUGAUGGAGGACACUAGCAAAAGCCCUUUUGAUAGAAAAUCUCGUCAUCUCGCUAUUUCAGUUAGGCGCCCUCUGGUGCUUAGUCCAAGUGAUACUUUUAGCAAAUUGAGUGGAUUGCGUACGCUUCUCCGGCAUCGUUGGCUGGUUUAUGAAUCACAAGUGUCCACAAUAAUAGCAAACUGCAGGCGUUUGAGGGUGUUGGACUUGCACAGUCUUAGGAUAAAAGCUUUACCAAGUACAAUAAAGAACCUUUUGCAUUUAAGGUAUCUUGAUCUCUCUCACAAUAAGGAUUUGGAGACGCUUCCCGAGUCAAUUAGUAGACUCUAUAAUUUGCAAGUAUUGAACCUAAGAUGUUGUUUUAGCCUAGAAGAGUUGCCUAAGGACUUGAGGGAACUAGUCAAUCUUAAGCAUUUGGACAUAAUAGCUUGCUUUGAUUUGGGUCAUAUGCCCAUUGGAAUGGAUAGAAUGACUGGUCUACGUACCCUUACAAGGUUUGUGUUGGGGCCAGAAAGUUCCAAGAAAGGCCAGACGGGGCAACUAAGAGAUUUGGUACCUCUAAUUAACCUUAGAGGUACACUUGAAGUUAUUUUUGAAGUGGGAUACACAUACGAUUCAAUGAAUUCUGAGGAAGAAGCAUAUCUUUCAAACAAGGAACAUAUCAAGGCUUUGACGAUUCAAGAAAAUGCCCUAUGGCAUCAUUACAAAAUUGUAGAUGAAAGAUUGCUAGAAAGACUGGAACCCCACCGUGAUCUAAUAGAAAUGACAAUAUUUGGAUAUAAAGGCGUGACAUUGCCAAGAUGGGCAGCCACACUGGCAACCACUCUCCCACGACUUGUGAGCAUCUGUAUGCGUCAUUUUCACGAUUUGCAACAUCUGCCAGCAAUGAAUCAACUCCAGCAUCUGAAAACUCUUGUACUCACAGACAUGCCCAAUGUAGAGCUGAUGGAGUCUGAUAAUAAUGUUGCACUUUCGUUUCCGUCACUUGUUGAUCUGACCCUUAAAAAAUGUCCAAGGUUGGAGUCUUUUCCUAGAUGUCCACGUGUGAAAACAUUUGAUCUACUGCGCUUGAAUGAAGCACUGACAUUUUGUGAACAAAGAGAUGAUGAAGCAAAUGCAACCACCCCUGCUGCCUCCUCAUUCUCUGCCUCGUCUUCAAGCGGCGACAACGACAAUAAUUCAGCUGGUGUUGAUGUUUUUGAUUUGCUGCGGUUAACAACAGACAAUUUAGAAUUAAUUAAGUCCCUUUUUGGGGAGUCAAUACGAAGCAUUGGUGAACUCAACUUGCGUAAUAUGAAGGUGGAGAGUUUGUCGAGUGUUGAAGAAGAGUAUCUUCGGAAGUACGCAUUUUCCAUUCGUAGUCUACGGUUUAAUAGUUGCCGAAACUUGAAGAGUCUGUCGGGAGGAGGAAUAGAGCAUCUCACCAACUUAGCAUGCCUCAAUAUUUGGAAAUGUCCUAACCUGGAAUUGGAAGAAGAUGAAGGGUUUCCAUGGAAAGACCUUCACGCCCUCUCUGUCUUAGAGUUGGAGAGUCUUCCACAAUUGAUAGAUCUACCAAAGGGCAUUCAAUACUUGACUUCCCUUCAAAGUCUCUCUAUUCAAGAUUGUGAGGAUAUGAAAACCCACCCGGAGUGGCCUCAUUGCCCCAAGUCUUUGCGGACACUUUCUAUUAAUUACUGUCCGGAACUGAAAUCGCUGCCAGAAGCAAUCCUCCCCUCCCUCACACGCCUUCGUAUAUCUCUGAGCAAUGGAUUGAAGGAAAGAUACGAUGAACUGAAUGGGACAGACUUUUCUAAAAUAAGCCACAUCCCCGAUUUAAGCCUUGAAUUUUAGUAACUCCAACUCUUUAUGCUUUUGUUAUUGAUUCCCUGUUCCUGAUUAUGUUAUCGAACCUUUCUACAAUUUGCUUAUCUACAUUAAAAAUAAAAUUACCAAAACUUUUGGAUAAUAUUGUACUACAACAUGCUAUGAUAGUUAUUGUACAUUAAGAUGUGAUUUUGUAGGUUUAAGUUUUAUAAAAGACAAUUUGAUCAAUAUUUGAUUAUAUAUUGACAAAGUUGCUAUAAUGGUGAU
Molecule: messenger RNA, 4563 nt
Organism: Chenopodium quinoa (quinoa)
Lineage: Eukaryota; Viridiplantae; Streptophyta; Magnoliopsida; Caryophyllales; Amaranthaceae
Product: putative disease resistance protein RGA1
Exons: 1
Coding region: 964-4323 (1119 amino acids)
Biological process (GO): defense response to other organism
Molecular function (GO): protein binding; ADP binding
Source: RefSeq, a predicted model, not a curated record